This is a messenger RNA of Dreissena polymorpha, 2852 nucleotides long. RefSeq names its product N-acetylglucosamine-6-sulfatase-like. Gene Ontology annotation, biological process: glycosaminoglycan metabolic process. Gene Ontology annotation, molecular function: glycosaminoglycan binding; N-acetylglucosamine-6-sulfatase activity. The coding region runs from base 120 to 1652 and encodes 510 amino acids. The transcript is spliced from 12 exons. NCBI's taxonomy places the organism in Eukaryota, Metazoa, Mollusca, Bivalvia, Myida, Dreissenidae. The record is from RefSeq and is a predicted model, not a curated record.
UGAAUUAGACAUGACUUGUCCUAUCAGUUUAGGAAGAUAUACUAUCUCUCCUCGAGCUAAUAGUAUAACAGCUUAUACCUUUUUAUUCUCAAAGGAUUAAACAUAUACUCAAAAGCAAUAUGAAAUCUGUUUGCGUGUUUGCCAAUUUGCUGCUGUGGUCUUGGAGCAUUGUUUUAGAGGCUAAAGAUGUGACUAAGCCCAACUUUGUGUUCGUUCUGACGGACGACCAGGAUAUUACAAUGGGAGGACAGGAGCCUAUGGUGAAGACAAAGGCACUCAUUGGCGACCAGGGCAUUAUGUUUAGCAACAUGUUUGUGUCCAGCCCCUUGUGCUGCCCGAGUCGCUCGAGUAUCUUGUCAGGGCGCUAUGUCCACAACCAUCACGCCUACAACAACACCAUAGACGGAGGCUGUAAUGGCCCGGAGUGGCAGGAAUUCGAGGACGAGCUUUUCCCGUCCCGCCUGCAGUACCGCGGCUAUCAGACAUUCUUCGCUGGAAAAUACCUGAACGCGUACGGGGCCGAACACGCGGGUGGCGUAAAGCACGUGCCAACAGGAUGGGACUUUUGGCAUGGCUUGGUUGGCAAUUCCGUAUAUUACAACUACACCCUUUCUGUGAACGGAAAAGCGGAAAGGCACGGCGACAAUUAUGAAAACGACUACCUUACUGAUUUAAUUCAUAGACGUGGGGUAGAGUUCCUGAAAAACCGAAACAUGACAGCCCCCUUCUUUAUGAUGUUAUCCACCCCUUCUUGCCAUGACCCCUUCACCCCAGCCCCUCAGUAUAACGCGUCCUUCCCCGAGGCUCAGGUCCCGCGAACAGGAAACUACAACAUGCGCGGCAAGAACAAACACUGGCUGAUAGAAAAAACAAUUGUUCCAUUGCCCAAUGACACGGUUGUCACAGGAGAUGGCAUUUAUCGACGCAGAUGGCAAACACUUCUCUCGGUGGACGACAUGGUGGCUGAUGUUGUGCAAACCUUGGAAGACCAAGGGGUUCUGAAUAACACUUACAUUUUUUUCACGUCCGAUAACGGGUACCAUCUCGGUCAGUUCGGCCUUCCUGACGAUAAACGACAGAUGUACGAGUUUGACAUCCGGGUCCCGCUCAUGGUGAGAGGUCCGGGCAUCAAAGCGGGUCAAAUAUCGAAGGAGGUGGUUGCAAACAUAGAUCUUGCCCCUACGUUCAUGGACCUGGCUGCCGAUUCAUUCGCACCAGGGGCCGACGGGAUCUCAAUGAGAGCCAUAUUGCGCCCCGAGGAUCACGUGAAGCGGCCCGUGAGAGACACCAUUCUCGUGGAACACGUGGGGGAAUAUCAGGAUAUGAUCCCGGAAUGUCCGGAAUAUAAUGGCCAAGGAAUGGCGAAUUGCAACCCGCACUGUGUCUGUGAAGACAGCGUCAACAACACGUUUGCCUGCAUGAUCCAGUUUUCCGAAGAGCAGAUGCUGAAAACCUGUCAAUUUUUAGAUUCCAUGACUUUCGUGGAAAUCUACGACACUAAAAGUGAUCCAUACGAAUUUAACAACCUCGACCCAUCAAUGGACGCGGAUAUGGUUUCUGGCCUACAGCAUCAGUUACUUAGCAUUUUAGACUGCAAGGAAAACCGUUGCCAUGUAACAGGAUUUCAAGAAAGCAAAUGCUACUUCGAAUGAUCUUUCAUAUGCUAUUGUAAUAUACUGUUCAACAAAUACAAGUCGAAUGUGAUGUUUUGAAAUUGAUGUCCUCAAUGCCAUAUAUGUGUGUGUGUGUUGCAGUUCUUUUUUGUAGUAUUUUAUAAGUAGAAGUAAUACAUUCAUUUUGAGUAUUGCGUAAAAAAAUAAAUAUUUAUGUGAUAAGUAGAAUUAAUAUCUUCAAUUGUACUUUUGCGAAUCCUCGCGCAAGAAAAGUGAACCUUCAAUAGUUGUGUACAUUGUACGUCAAUACUUCCGCAACAGAACAGUAUUGUUCUUUCCGGAGAAGUCUUAUAAUUAAAUUGAAUGUCGAAAAAUGCACAAUUAUUAUACCCUUAAUUCAAUACCCUUUCUAUGAAUCAACUUGACAUGUGAUCGCGUAUAAAUAAAGUAUAAUUAACUUUAAUAUCAAUAACAAUAAAAUGAAACAUUACCAACCAAAAUAAUUAUGAUGGUUUUGUCCUCGGGUAUGUUAUAUUUUUCCUUGAAUACCAACAUAACUGCCUAUUUAGUACUUUCACAAAAAUCAAGGGACAAACAGAUGCAUUAAUUAAACAGAUAGUUGCUACUGAUUUACAAUUGAACUUGUUUACUCCAAACCAUGCAAAACACAGUUGUGAAGAAACUCCUUUUGUUAUUUGUAGUAAGUGUUAUUAUAAUUAACUAGUUGAAUUGAUUGAUAUUAUUUGACAUACAUGUUCAUGGGAACUAUCAUAUUUCUGCAAUAUGAUUAUUACAUGUAAGUCUUUUUUUAAGUGAAAGCGUAUUAAAUCACGAGGUAAAUGUUCUUGAAAAUUAAUAUCAUAUAACUGAUAUAGACAAGGCAAGGUAAUGUAUUUCGUAUAUAGAGGCCUGUCCCAGUAUACAAUAUGUCGACAUGUCACGUUAUACACGCAUAAGUUUAAAAUAGUUUUAUGGUUAUAAUUUUCGCAUUAAAAUGUAUAUAAAUAAUGCAAUGUUCUCAUCGCAUUAAUAAAAUCGAUUUCAUCUCUGUUUCCACUUUACCAAGAAAAAAUGUAAAGGUAACGCUCUUCGUGAAAUUUACUCCGUAAAUUUUAGUACAUAUAGACAAGGACCUUAUAUAGCUUUCCCUUUUAACCUAUUGUUGCAUUAUGACAAAUAGUUUAUAGUAAAAUAUCCCAUUAUAAACAUUCUGAAAAUAAAUAAAAGGCAUACACCUUA